Papaver somniferum (opium poppy) is the source of this 2636-nucleotide messenger RNA. RefSeq names its product putative protein FAR1-RELATED SEQUENCE 10. Gene Ontology annotation, biological process: regulation of DNA-templated transcription. The coding region runs from base 271 to 2340 and encodes 689 amino acids. Lineage: Eukaryota; Viridiplantae; Streptophyta; Magnoliopsida; Ranunculales; Papaveraceae. The transcript has 4 exons. Gene Ontology annotation, molecular function: zinc ion binding. The record is from RefSeq and is a predicted model, not a curated record.
AUUUUGGUAUGCCCAAAAUCAGGGUUCUUAAAAAAACAAGUAAGCAUAAACUGAAAACCUAGUUCUAUCGCCAGGCGCAAAUUCUACAAUUACAGAAAUUCUGAAACUAGGGAUGCAGAAAGCAACCAACAAAUCUGAAGAUUCCACUUGCUUACCUGUUUUUCUGAAACUUCAGUAGAACUCAGUAUUAAUUUGAACUGAUUUAGAAUUUGUCAACAAAAUGGAAAUUUGAAAGCUAGUUUAUUUAAAGUUGGUCAAGUGGGGGUGAAAAUGAUAACAUCAAAAGCACAAACUGGUAUCAAUUGUUGGAUAAGAAAGCAACAAUGUCCAUGUGGAGAAAGAAAGUGCUAUAUAAGAUUUGAGGACGGCAAGAAUGAGGAAGCAUCGUCAUCAUCCGAACCCUCAGAAAUCAUAUAUGUCGAUGUUGCACCACCAUUUAUUGGACAAACAUUUGAAACUGAUGAUGAAGCUUUUGAAUAUUAUACCAAUUUUGCUAGAAAGAGUGGGUUUGCCAUUAGAAGGGAGAGCUCGAGGAGUAAUCAAGAUAGAGGUGUUUAUUCAAGAGUAUUUGUUUGUCAUCGUUAUGGACCUGAAAGACAUAGAAAAUCAGCUAAGGCUGAGCGCAAGAGAGACCGGAAAACAACCGUUUGUGGAUGUGAAUCCAAAAUGUACAUUUUGAAGAAGAUUAUUGGAGGUGUUCCUAGAUGGUCUGUUAAGCAAUUUGUUAAUGAGCAUAACCAUGAGUUGCUGGAAGAUGAUCAAGUACGUCUUCUUCCUGCGUAUCGGAAAAUUCCUGAUGCAGAUCGAGAACGCAUUUUAUUACUCCAUAAAGCUGGGUGCUCUGUCCGUCAUAUAAUGAAGGUGCUGCAAGUAGAAAAGGGAGAGGAAGAACAACUGCCAUUUAUCGAGAGGGAUGUGAGAAACUUUGUUCAGUCUUGUAAGAAGGUUGAUCGGGAAAAUGAUGUUUCAGAGCUUCUUAAUGUGUGCAAGUCUGUAAAGGAAAGAGAUGCAGACUUUGUGUAUGACUUUACAAUGGAUGAGAAUGCGAAGCUUGCAAACAUUGCAUGGGCAUAUGGAGAUUCUGUUUGUGCAUACAGAGCAUUUGGUGAUGUAGUUGUAUUUGAUGCCACGUAUCGGGAGAUCACUUAUGACAGACUUCUUGGAGUGUGGUUUGGUAUUGACAACCAUGGGAAAACCAUAUUUUUUGGAUGUGUUCUGUUGAGGGAUGAGUCUUACCAUUCUUUUUCCUGGGCAUUGCAGGCUUUUCUCCAAUUUAUGCAUGGCAGAUGCCCACAGACUAUUCUAACUGAUAUAGAUCUGGGGCUUAGGGAUGCUAUAACAAGUGUGUUGCCAAGUAGUAAGCAAGUCUUUUGCAUAUGGCAUAUUGUUUCCAAACUUUCGAGCUGGUUCUCUUUUCAACUGGGACCACAAUAUGAAGAUUUCAAGGCCGAGUUUGAUAGGUUGUAUAAUCUCGAAAGUAAAAAGGAUUUCGAGGGUCAGUGGAUCCUAAUGGUUAAUCGGUUUGGACUUGGUUCAAAUAAACACAUUGCCCUACUCUUCUCUCACCGGGCAUCAUGGGCACUACCUUACCUGAGAGGUCACUUUAUCGCCCAAAUGACAACUGCAGAAUAUUCUAAGUCCAUAGAUGCUUUCCUGAAAGGGAUCUUGAGUGCACAAACAUGUUUAGAAAGCUUCUUUGAGCAGGUUGGUAUUGUUUCCAAUUUUAGAACUCAAGCAGGGGAGCAAGAGAUGGAAGAUAUGCAUAUUAAAACUUCAAUGCCCAUUGAGGAACACGCUUCUAGUAUCCUAACACCUUAUGCCUUCAAUUUAUUACAAAAUGAAAUUGUAUUAUCCAUGCAAUGUGCAGCAUUUGAAACAGCCAAUGGAUCAUAUCUUGUGCGGCACCACAAGAGGAUGGAUGGAGGGUGUCUCGUUAGUUGGAUGCCAAAGGAUGAAAAGAUCUGUUGUUCUUGCAAACAAUUUGAAGUAUCAGGAAUUUUGUGUAGGCACAUUCUUCGGGUACUUGCACUGAAGAACUAUUUUCACCUUCCAGAAAAAUAUUUACCAAUUCGGUGGCGACGAGAAAGCUCUUUACUUCAAAGCAACACUGAUGGUUGGUCUCAAGCAUUUCAUUCCCUUACUUCAGCUUUAUAUGCCGAGUCAUCACUUUCAAAGGAGCGUGUUGAUUAUGUUCGUAAAGAACUUGUAAGGGUACUUAACGAUGUUAGAAAUAUGUCUGCAUGUGAUGGAGUUGUUUUGAAUUUGGAGUGUAAUCCACCAAUAGAUGUUAGAAUAGAUGCUGCUGCAAAUGGCAGUGAAUGCAACUCCACUUGGAAUUGAUUUUUAACCAAUAGCCAAUACAUUACUAAAAGGUAUUGAAGGGGCUAUGGAGACACAAGAUAUUGUUCAGCAAUGAAAUUCGCUUUCUUGGUUCUUAUUCGGCUUCCAUGAAGAGUUAUAAAGAUCAGAAGAAGAUGAAAGAGGUCUGGUUUUGAAUCAGUUCUUGUGAUGCCAAGUAAAUGUAUUGCACCUUAAUUGUAAGAUGGUUUCCAUUUGCGGUGUAGGAUAUUAUUGUGAAUACUUGAAAACCUUCGAUGAAAAUCUGGUCAAAUUUUAGGACCAGGAUUGUUCUGCAA